Argiope bruennichi is the source of this 7260-nucleotide messenger RNA. RefSeq names its product protein ELYS-like (gene Elys). NCBI's taxonomy places the organism in Eukaryota, Metazoa, Arthropoda, Arachnida, Araneae, Araneidae. The record is from RefSeq and is a predicted model, not a curated record. Gene Ontology annotation, molecular function: protein binding. Bases 182 to 6925 code for a protein of 2247 amino acids. The transcript has 38 exons.
AUGAGGAUAAAGGUAGUGUGUAUAAACUUGAAAAUGUUUACUGAAUUUUAAUACUUUUUUAUGUUUUUUUAGUUUCGAUGUAGGCUUUGUCAUCAAAUUUUGCAGACAGAGAGUGUAAAUAUUAUUAAAUCGUUUUCUUCUCUAAUUCAACCUCUUUCUAAUAUUACUUCAAGAUUUCAAAAUGAGAUGUGAAGUUGUACCCUCAGAAUUUUCUAACCUUGUGCCAUUUUCUUCCUCUUCAUAUUCUUCUUAUUAUCCAGAAAAUUCAGAAAAUGUUUUUGGAUUUAUCAGUAAAAAUGGCUUAUGGUUAUACCAGAUUCAUGGUACAGUUAUUGAUAUUUACUGUAUAGAGAGUGGAAAAUGGUGCGGGGGCCACUGUUUUGCAAAAUCACUAAAAAACCCAUUUGCUAAAAUAACUGCUGCAGUUGAAUUCACAUCAUCUCAUCUUUCUUAUCCAUGUCUUUUGUUGGCAGUAAAUCAAGAUGAUGAAAGCUUAUUAUGCUUAUUUGAUGUUGAUUCUUGCAAAGUUGUUCGAGCUAUACUUAUGCCAGGAAGGGUAACUGCCUUGGAUGUUGUCAGUGGAAAUGGUGGAGUUUGUAUAGAGACACACAAUUUAAGUCGUCGAUUGCGUUACAUGUUUGGAGUUGUUGCUAUUGGUAUGCUUCAUGGUCAUGUCUUUUUCUUAGACUUAUGCUUGGAUGAGAAUUUCAAUUCUAGUGAAAGGUUGCCUAGCAUAACAGCUGUGGUAAGGCAACAGGAUUUUUCUGCUGAAAAGAGAGAAGCAUUUAUUGCCAGAAAACAGCAUGUUUUGCUUCAUUUAAAUGUUGAAAGUAGCCGUGGAAGUAGUUUUGAAUUUAAAAGUCGUAGCAGUACCUUAGGAAAAUUCCCUAAUGGAGAUGUUUAUAUGACAUCAUUGAAAUAUAUUCCAAGCCUCACUACUUUAGCAGUAGGAUUCAAUUUUGGUGGAAUUCAGUUGUGGGAAUUACAUCAUUUAACUCUACAAUUUACCAUAGCUAAUGAUCAUGAACAAGCUAUCAUUAACUUUGCAUUUCAAGAACCUGAAAAUGAUCCUCGAAACUUCUGUUACCUUUGGGUUUUUAAAGGUCAUUCCAUAGCAGAAGAAGAGCUGCCAACUACAAUUUCAGUUGCUACAUUAUAUUCUCUGACUUACUUCAAACGAGAAUUUGUUGAAUCUUUUGGAGCUUUAUAUACAGAAUUGCAGACUUGUAAUAGAAGAUUUGAACUUCCUCUGAUAAGUGAUCUUUAUAGUUCCCCAAACAGUGGUACCAUUGGGAGUCGUUUGAUGUCAUGUCAAAUCAUAAAUCAAAAAGACUUGCAUCAUGCUUUAGAUGUUGCUUCUGCAAAUGAAAGUGACUCUGUUUCUGAAGAUAUGAGCUUGUGUUUCUUGUCCUGGGAAGUUUGGCCAAAUACACAGCAUUUACCACUUUCAUACCACCUCGCUGUGUUCGAUUUGAAUCAGUGGUAUCAAGCACAUAUGCCUGCUAUUUUCAGGUGCCAUUCAAAUGAACUUAGUCCAUACUUAGGUAUAUUCUCGAUGAAAGAAACUAUGAAGUGUCUUAAUAAUGAAGAAAUUUUGAGCUUAUAUGCUAUACCUCAAAGCAUCAAGAAAUUUAAAUCUCUUUUAGUAUCUGAAGAGUUCUUCUAUCCGUCAUCCCUAAGUUUUCAACAAAUAAGUUUCUCAGAAAAUGGUGUGUGCAAAACCACUUAUUUUGGAUUUCAGAAGCAUUUGCUUUUUGAAGUUGGAGAACUUGGGCCCCAGAUUUUACUUAAUCCCAAAGAAAUAUAUCCAUCAUUAAUGAAAAGUGGUCUGAUACCAGAUUCUCAUAUUGGUGCAGAUAAUACCCCUCUGGUAGUUCAAAGGGAAAUGCUUUUUCAAUUGGCUCUUGAGUAUCACUUGCCAUUUUUCUUUAUGAAGUGUCUCAGGGAAUGGAGAUAUUCAGAAUCUAUUCAUGAAUGCUGUACAUCAAAAUAUUUAUUGAGCUGGGCUUGGAAGAGAGUUAUACAUAUCAAAAAUUCUAUGGAUAAAUAUACUGUACCUCUCUUCAAUUGUUCUGGUGAAGAUGUAGAUAAAUCUUCUCUGAGACACCUGUAUAGCUUCAGAAAGCAAUUAAAUUUAAUCGACAUCAUUAUGGCUGGCUAUCAAAAUCACGUAACACCAAGAACUGAGCAAGGUAUUCAAGAAUUACAAUGCAGAAAAGAUGCUAUUUUGUGCAUUAAUAUGUAUUUACAAGUACUUUUGUGGCUUCGAUCUGUUAAUGUUCUUCCUGAAGUGUGUGAAGAGGAAGCCACAGCAAAAAAUGUUGUAUAUCGUUUGAGUUAUGUCAGUGACUCAUAUUCUCUUCGAAGAGCAAGGCUGCAAAAACUUCACAGUUCCUUAGCCUCAACAGAUGUCUUGCUGAUUGAUGGUCUUGUGAAGGAAUCUGGUGUUAGUAGUUCCUGGCAAGAAAAGAAUGGAACUGGCAACUAUCCUCCACCCAGUAUCUAUGCUGCUCUAGCAGGCUACUUGAUGGAUGGAGUGACUAUAGAAUUGAAGCAUGCACUCAUGUACUAUUUGUUAUUAGAUUUACAAGAUAUGAAUGCAAAUUCUACCUUUCUUAAUGGAUUAAAAAAGUUUCCUCAGAUAUUUGGUUUGUCUAAAAGCAACACAAAAUUGCUGAAAGCCUUUUGGUACUUGGAUCGGAGAGAUACCAAGAAUGCAAUUAAGAAACUACUACAUCCUGCUGUAAGAGUCUGUGACAUUUUACCCUGGCAACAUCAGAGAAUUAUCAAAUCUUUUUUGUUUUGGAAAGCACCUCAAAAUGCUUUAAAAUAUAUUAAUCACAUGGAACCUCCACAAACAUCACUUGAAGAUAUGAAACUUCACUUAUCAGUUUUACUUUCUUGUGGGGCAAUCACUCAAGCAUAUGAAUAUCAACGUAAAAAACAGGAAAUGGGCUUUGGAAAUGAGUUGCUGAAUCAUUUAUUUCUUGGAUGUCAAGAAUUGCGAAAAAUGAAAGAUCUCGUAUACUUGCCUUUAAACAGCCUGGAAUCAUGGGCUCUUGUCCGGUUUUUGAAUGAAAGCAAGGAUCCACGGGCUCAGGAAUUACUUGUUAUUUAUCAUUUGUUGCAUUGUAAUUUUUUCGAAGCAGCUAAAGUCAAUGAGAAGCUUUCAAGACUUUUAAUGAACAAACUUGCUUCGAUUUAUGAAACUAGUAUUCAUGAAAGAAGCAUUGACAGAGAAGCCUUGGUUGAGAGCCUUAUGGCAGCUGUAUCUCAUACUGAAAAAUGUCUUGUUGAAGAAAUGAAAAGAUUACCAUCAGAUGCAACAAAGAAAGAAGCUACUUUAGAAGUAUCUGUGCCUCUGUCAGUUUCUAUCAAAUGCAGUGCUUUGAAGCAAAUGAGCUAUUCUGAUAUUUUGCAAUCUUUGAUCUGUAAAGCUUCUCCAUGUGCAUCCCCUCAAUUGAAAACACGACAUUCUCACUUUGAAGAUGUGCCAUUUCUUCGUCCUCCUGUUACUCCUGAUAUUAUAGGCAAACCAGUUAAUGCAGGGAAUAUAACACCAGUGAUCACAAAAAGAAGUCGGUUGGCAACCAGUCCUACUGAAUAUUCAUCUCCAGCUAAAAGAUCAAGGUUGUUGGAUAGUGCUCCAUUUAAACCAUCACCAUUAUUAAAAAGAACCCCUAAAAGUCUGGCUGGUGAUAUUGUAUCUCUUCUACAAACACCUCCUAUUCAUAGAAGAAAAUCUAGUGUAAUGAAAAGCAAAAUUUUAGAAAGCACUCCUACUAUUACCCCUCAAUCAAUACUCAAGAAGAAACAAGAUUCUAAAAAACAAGUGCAGCUGGAUUUUCAUACAGCACCAACACCUCCCUUAGGCUCUGAGGAUGAAAGCUCAGAAGAUGAAGCCAUGGAGGUAGAUAGAAAUUUGGAAAAUAAUCUUCCUUCAAAUAAUGAAAAUAUGUCCAGACAAAUUAGGUUUGAUCUUCCUACUGAAGCUCAAGAAAGCAAAAUGGCAUCAAGUUUUAGGUUAGCAGCACAAAGUAAUGUUCCAAAAUCAGAUAUAUUUUCUGGUAGGCAGGAAAAUUCAGAAAAUGCUAAGGCUUCAAAAGAAACUGGGAGAACAUCAUUUGGAAGCUUAACUAGAGAACCCCUUCGAAGUCUUAAAAAAAGAAUUUCAUUUCAUGAUGAAUCAUCUUCAAUAAAGGCUGCAGAGGCUGCUAUGGAUGUUGAAAUACUUGACAAUACAGAAGAAGGCAGAAAAGAAGUUUCAUCUGAAAAGAUUUCUUCCCUACCGCAAAUUGAAGCAGACAUUAGUUUAGAUCGUGAAGGUGAAACUGGAAUGCCUAUAUCCAGUUUUAUAGCUAAUUCAGAAAUUUCCAAACCAGUGAUAGACAUAACUCAUACAGAUAGUACAGCUUGCAAGACAUCUGAAGAUGAUGAUGUUGAAAUAUUACUAGAAGUGCAAGGUCAUGGCCAGUCAUUUCAGAGAUCUCAUUUAAGUCCUCAAUUAUCAUUGAGAAGUAAUUUCCCUGAAUCUAAAGAACAGAAAACAACAUUUCUUGAAGGAUUUCAAUCUGGUCUUUUGAGUGGCAGCAAAACCUCUACCAAAAUUGACGAAAAAGAAAAUUCACCUGGGCAUAGUACAGCCUCGGAAGACUGUUUUAUAAUUGAGCAGACCUUAAUAGAUGACCAUUCAGAAAAUGAAACAUUCUAUUCCCCAUGUUCAGAAAAUUUAAAUUUCACGAGAGCAUCAUUCACAUUUUCUGAACCAGUUGCUCUCUUUCAAGAAAAUUCAAAUCCUCCUGCAAUUCCAGAAGAAAGUGGAUCUGUUAUUGAAAAUGCUUUUUCAUAUGACUUCUCUGAGCAAAGACCUCCUGAAUUAAACAGAACAAUAUCUUUUGAUUUUGCUGAGCCUUCUGAUGGUAUUUUAGAUCAUGGCAUUGCAAGCCUUCCUAGCAAUUCAAAAUUUUCAAGUGUUGAAAAUGAUAUGGGUCAGUUCAUGGAAGAUUCAUCUGAAAGUUCGAAACCCAUGUGUACAACUUUUUGCUUUACUGAAAAUGUGCCUAUUGCAAAUGCUGAAAGUAUAUCAUAUACUAAAGAAGAAAAUCUUACUGAAAAAAGUUCUGAAAGUAAUUUUGCCACUGAAUUAGAGCAGCCACAAGUUCAGAUGGAAGAUACAGCUGAACCUCCACUUCAGUUUCAAUUUUCAAAACCAGUGGAGGAAUAUGAAACUGUCUCGGAUGAGAAAACUGUAGCAAUGGAAAUUAUUGAAAGCAGUACAUGUGAAACUGUUACUGAACCACUUUCUUCAUCAGAAAGUAGCAUUUCUCAGGAUAAAUUUACUUUUGCAAAACCUAUUUCCUUAAAGACAAGUGAAGAGUUUAGUACUUAUUUAGAUGACAAGAAUAUUGAAGGCAUUGCUGGAAGUGAUAAAACCUUGACAACCUCAGAAUCAUCAAUUGCUGGGAAAACUGCAACUAUAUAUAAACCAAGAUUUACAUUUUCAAAGCCUUUAUCUAAUAAAAUUAUUGAAGAAACAGAAGUACCUGGAAAUGAGUAUUCUAAACCCCAAAUAACUGAAGACAAUAAAUCUGAACUAGCAGUGGAACUGCCAAUAACAACGGAAAUUAAUGCCACACGAAAAUCCAGAUUUACUUUUGGGAAAAAUAAUAAUGCAGAUAAAACAAUUGUGAAAAGCAGUGCUUCCGAAGUGAAUAUUUUUGAGAGCAAUAAAUCUGAAGUUGCAUCAGAGCUUCAUAUUGUAGAAGAGAAUCCUACAGUUUCUAAACACAGAUUUACUUUUUCUAAGCCUUUGCCUUUAAAACCUUCUGAAGAACUCCAUUCUGUCUCUGAAAAGAAGGGUUCAAAAAUGGACAUCACUGAAAGUGAUGUUUCUACUAGAAGUAGGUUUACUUUUAGUAAACCUAUAUUAUUGUCUGAAAAAACUAUAUCAAAUGAAAAAGAUGCGAACAUUACAGUUUCUGAAAGUAAUACACAAACUGAAAAGAAACAAGUUUCCAUAACAGAAACUAGCUUAAGGACUUCUCAUAAAACUUUUAUGUUCACCAGAAGCAAGUCAACUUCGAAAACCUCUGAUGAUGAAGCAAAGCAAGAAAGUGAAAACCCUUCUGAAAUAAAUGAAUCAAACAUCAAAACAGAUUUCCUUCUUUCUGAAACUGCCGGAACUUAUGAAGAAUUUUCUAGUUCUUUGAAAAAAGGUGCAUCUGAUGAAGGGACAUCUGAAAAAAGUGGCCAAAAGACCCUUUUAAGUAGUCCUCAUUCAGCAGCUGAACCCGAGUCCCAAAUUCAUGGUACUUCAUUAAAAACAGAUGUCAAAAUUAAAGCAAACACAACAGCAAAGAAAAAGACUACCAUGAAGACAGAUAAGUCCACUGCAACUACUCCUUCCAUAUCUAAAAAGAAGAAGGGAAAAGGUAAAUCUUCCCAAAAAAUUGAGUUUUCUUUUGCUGAACCCACUUCUCCUGCCACUCCUGAAAUUCUUGAGAUAUUAGCCAAGACUCCUGAGGUGCCCUUGCCUUCUUUUAUGUUCUCUCCUCCUAUGACCCGAGGACGCCUACGCAAAAAAAGAAUGGAUGAAUCAAUGGGCAGCUCUUUUUGCUCUGUGACCUCUGAGAUGUCCUUUGUUUCUCAGCCUCCUCCAAUGGAUUCCAUACUGGAAGGAAUCAUUCAAGAAAAAAAGUUAGAGCCCAGGAGAACUUCAAAAGCCACUACAAAAAAAAGAAGUGCAGCCAGAAAGCCAAGACCACAAAGUCAUCUUGAAAUAUCAUCCAUGUCGUCUAUUCUAGAUGAAAGCAAAAUGAUUUCACCUUCUAAAAAGAGUUCGCCCUCUUCACCUAAAAAUACUUCUGCCAGGCAUUCUAUGAUUCUCAGACAAACUAAAGUGAAGCAUAAACCUGAGAAUCUUUAGCAUUUUAAAAUUUGACUGUAAAAAGUUUUUAAAUCGUAGAAUACUUUUGCUCUGUUAGAAGUCUGGGGCAAUUUUGUAUAUGUAGUUUGUUCAAUAAAUAAUUUUUAUAUAAAAUUGUAAAAUUGAGAUGUGAUAAUUAUUAAAUAAUAACCUAAAACCAUUAUGUGUUUCUUCAUUAGAUUUAAUAUUGUUAUGUAAGGAAAUAGUUUGAGUAUAUUUGUAAUGUGCCAGACAAUUAUAUUGAAAUAUAUGAAAGUCAAAUAUCAUUCAGUGACUCAUGAAAAAAUUCUUCAUAACUAUGAGAGCUUGUUAUAUAGUACUUUUCUGAUAGUAAG